Messenger RNA from Penicillium olsonii, 1956 nucleotides. The record is from the annotation of a GenBank genome assembly. NCBI's taxonomy places the organism in Eukaryota, Fungi, Ascomycota, Eurotiomycetes, Eurotiales, Aspergillaceae.
AUGGAGAACCCUCCUUCGCCAGCGCAGAAAGGCGCUAUCGCAAAUCCUCCAGCAGAGAGCUCAUUUAGUUUCACUCCAAUCAAAGCUCUGAGCGCCCUCCCUCGACUGUGGGAUCGCAAGCCUUCGACCCCUGUGCGCGCUGGUGACAAGUCGCGAAAGCUGUGGAAGCGCAUCCGCUUCCCCUUUGGCGGCAUGAAGAGCGAACCAGAAGCCAGGAACACUGCCAUCGGGGCCUCUAAGAACUCAGACUACCAGCGCGGCGUGAAGCGUCGAUGUGUGGACCCCGCUGAUGCAGAGGAAGAGACCGAGAUGGAACAACGCGGUCGGUCGUUCCUCGAAACUAAAUGGGAAAUGCAGGCCGCUCGCAAGCCCCGCAAGAUGCCCGAAUUCAACUUCAGCAUCCACAAUGAUAACACCCAGCAAGUCUUUGGUUUUACUGGCAACCAGCUGGCUAGCAAUGACGUUGCUAUGAACGAUUCUCCCCAGCCGCUCAGCGAUAUGUGGCAGUCUGUCAAGACACCUGUUUACAAUGAUGCUCAGGCCGCAAAUGCAAGCUCGGAGGCAUCUGACGACAAGACCCCUGAGGAUCUACAAUCCGACUCCCCUGAUCAAGCGGUGCCGGCCGCGGUCAAGGAAGCAACGGAUGACAAGGGCGACGCUACGUCCCCUACAGAACCCGUGCAAGACCUCACCCAGGAGCAGGAAGUGAAGUUGGUGCGAUCUGCGCUGCGUAGUUCGCUGGACGGUGAAGAUGCAGAGCUGCUCAACGACUUCCUGUCGAGGGCCAAGGCGAAGCGCGCCGCCAAGGCCACGCAUCCCGAGGAUGCCGACCUAGCAGAGUCGUCCUCCAGCAUGGAAGAGUCCCCCGAAACCGAACGCGCAACGCCGCGGGCGCGACGCGUGUUGGAAGACCUGACCACAAACUCGCCUUCCCCAGUCAAGAUUCAACUAUCGCCGAGUAAGCAUGACGUAAAGAUCGCGACUAUUGGCAACGAGAACCAGGCACAGGAAGAGAUCCUUCACAAAGAAGUCAUGGAGGAGCCAGUGCCCUCGAGUCCUGCAUGUCGCCGAAGCACUCGCGCCAAAGCAUCGAGCGCUCCCGAUACAUCUUCUGUGCGCAACACGAUCUCGCUCCGCCGCGCUAAAGGUACCGAGUUUAUCUUCCUGCAGCGGACUGAUGCCCAGCAGAUGGCUUUGGCAACGAAGCGAAACACCCGUUUCAACAAAGGCAAAUCCGUGAGCCCCAAUGCCGCUUUGGAAGCUCUCGCUCAGCAGUCAACCGAGGACGGGGCACAAGCCGCCGCCGAUCAGUAUACGACCUCAUCUGGCAACACCAGCUCAAAGAAGCAGAAGCAGGUGUCUUGGAAUGAGGAGCGCAUGGCUGAGUAUGAAGAGUACAAAGAAGCACCGGAAUACAUCGAAGACGAAGAAGCCGAUCAGUGCAAAGAUGAUGUCGGCACCACACCUCGCCCACGAGCAGAGAGCAAGCGUCCAGCAAAGAAAGCCACGCCUGCUCAGCGCAGCAGCCGUCGCCAGACGGAGAAGGCAGAGCGAGACGGAGCAAGUGGGGCCACCGCCAGCGAUCCAACCGCUCAGGCUAGUACCGCAACCCCGCGCUCACGCCGGGUGAGACGCUUGGGCGAUUUAGGAAAGAUGGGAUCUGGCACCCCUGUCAAGACCGGGGGCCGCAGCACCACCAAGCCACCCGCAGCCUCGGUGCCCGAGGGGGAAGCAGCCCCCUCCACACCCAUCAAGGGCCGCCGCAAGGCUACCCCCAAGUCCCCCAGCUUGUCUAAGCUUCCUGCGCCACCCAAGGGUGCUAAAACGCCCACGGACCAACCUUUCGUCAGCGGCAUUCCCACCCGCAGCACUAAAGGCACAGAUGAGCCCUCCCACAGCAUGCUCCAGGCGAGCGCUGGGUGCACCCCAGCCCGGCGGGUGCGGUCGAGAUCGUGA